UGUACAAUUUUAAUCCGUUUAAUCAAGAAUGGACAAAACUAGAAACAAAAAAAAUCUCGAGCGCCCUCUGCUGGUGAAAACGUCGCAUUGCAGCAACCCGGUUCAAGUUGAUCACCUGACCAACCCGGAAGUAAAGAUCCCGAGGACGCAGAGUGGCUCUUUAAAUGGUUCCUGGAGUCCGAGCGGCGCGUCAGAGGUUUUUGAAAGGCGUUUCGGAGAAAUGGUGCGGUGCUUCCUGAUCCACACCGUGGGCCCGGUCGGCGCUCUGUCCGCCGGGGAGAGCCGGGUGCUUUUCUCCCGGCUCUUCGGUCCAGACGAGGCGGUUCUGUCCAAACCAGGAGGCGAGGAGGAGAGGAGGCUCCUGCAGAGGGAGAAGGUUUCUGUGGUGGCCAGGCAGGUCCAAAGUGCCGUCUCCCUGUCGCGGGAGGCCAGCGGCCGGCAGCUGGUGGACGCGGUGCCGGGCGACGAGGCCCUGGUCCUGCAGGACGCAGACAGCGGGGUGGUGCGUCUGAGAGCGGGCGACCCUUUCUCUGAGGAAGUGAGCGUCCUGUGGCUGGGGGUCCAGAGCCUGGGCUUCACGCUGGUCUGUGAGCCUCAUGACAACCUGCUGCUGGCUGAGGGCGUCUUAAGAAACCUGAGCAGGCUCUGUCUGGACAAUCUGCACAUGCUGGGGCAAGGCAGCGAGGUCCUGCUGAAGAGCAGCCGGAUCGACGUUCUCCUCAGCCGCCUGCUUCCUCACGGCCAGCUCCUCUUCCUCAACCACCGCUUCGCUCAGAGCCUGGAGAAGGAGGCGGCGUCUUCCAUGGCCAAAUGAGGCGAACGCCGACAGCUAGCAUCGCCUCCGCCUUGCAGCUGGAGCUCAAGGUGCCAAGACUUAGUACCGGGGUUCACUUUUGGUAACAUGUGUGAGUUUGAGAAGUGCUUGCAAAAUUCAAGAGCGGCAAAGUUUUUAAAAAAAUGGCGGCAUCUUAAGUGCAGCUGAAUGAAAACUCUCUGCCAUUAAUCAAAUUGUCAUGAUGUGGCCAGUAGGGGGAGCUGGUUUCCUGCUUCCUACUGAGAGACAAGAAGAAAAUUGACCUGUUGGUGUGUUUGAGUUAUGUAAUAAUAAUAAUAAUAAUAAUAAUAAUAAUAAUAAUAAUAAGUAAAGGUGUUGAGCAUACUGUACUAGAAUCAGUACAGAACAGAUAAUGUGCUGCUUGAGUAUUUGUUGACCUGAAACUGUUGGUCUGGAAAAGGCAACUUUACAAAUCAGACAUUCUUUCUGUGUAAGUGUAAAUAAUCUCAUUUUCUUGUAUCUAAAAUAAAAUCUUGUAUUUGCUGUAA
Poeciliopsis prolifica (blackstripe livebearer) is the source of this 1323-nucleotide messenger RNA. It is a transcript of the gene ap5s1, whose product is annotated as adaptor related protein complex 5 subunit sigma 1. The transcript has 3 exons. Gene Ontology annotation, biological process: endosomal transport; double-strand break repair via homologous recombination. The record is from RefSeq and is a predicted model, not a curated record. NCBI's taxonomy places the organism in Eukaryota, Metazoa, Chordata, Actinopteri, Cyprinodontiformes, Poeciliidae. Bases 29 to 814 code for a protein of 261 amino acids. Gene Ontology annotation, cellular component: late endosome; lysosome; cytosol.